Molecule: messenger RNA, 5542 nt
Organism: Blepharisma stoltei
Lineage: Eukaryota; Ciliophora; Heterotrichea; Heterotrichida; Blepharismidae
Source: the annotation of a GenBank genome assembly
AUGAGAAUUCUCUAUGCAUAUGAAGUAGGAGGAGUAGAGCAAACAUAUAACCAGCACGCACUAGAUAUCACCGCGCCUGACCUAGAAAGCGGUCUUUCUCGCGAAAUCCUUCUUAAAUAUCUCAAAGAUGACGGAGCUCAAGUAAAUGAUGAAAGUGUUUUAAGUAUUUAUAACGAAUCCCGCAGCGCCUACGUCACCCUCAGAAAAGGCGAUUUCGUUUCUUCAGACUUAGAAGUCCGGGUUCUGAUCCGCAAAGGCCAUUCCCCUUCAGUUCACGAACUUCUUCAAAAAAUUGAAGCUCUUGAAAAACAGGUCCAUAUGCUUCAGAAAAAAUUAGAAACCAGGGUAGAAACGACAGCAGCCAGAACUUAUGCUAUAAGAGGGUCUAUUAUAUUAACAGCUUACUCAGAAAUCGACGUAGCCAUGCUUCACAGCUCUCCUCUGGUUACUUCAAAUAAUGGGGUCAUCAAAUCUAUAGAAGAUUCCAGCCUAGACUUCGAAGGCGAAAGAAGAAAUUUAAUUGAAUAUUUAGAAUCAAGAGACGCUGGCUGCGAUAUUAGGUUUGAGGUCGCAAAUACAGAAAACUUGUAUGAACUUUUGGACUAUAAGCCUAAAAUUAUUUAUAUUUCUUCACAAGGAUAUUUGGUGAAAAGAGAAAAUGGGUCAGAAUUUGUACUGGGGUUUGAAAAAAGAGGUGGGGUUGAAGAUAUGGGGAUUUUAGAUGAAGUCGAUGCAGAUAGACUGAAGAAAAUAUUGGGCUCUGCGUCGACCUAUUUUCAAAUAGUAAUUUUUAAAGGGUGCUAUUCACAAGAAAUAGGGGCAAUGCUGCAGAAUGCAGGGUUUAACUGUGUGGUGACUGUGCAUGAUCUGGAUGGAGACAUCCAUGCGAAAACUUUUGUAGCUGAAAUGUGCAGGAGUCUUAUUAAAGGAGAUUUCAUUGAAAAUGCUUUCAAAAAAGCAGUGGUGACUAUAGAAGAUAAAAAUAAAAUUUCAAGCUGCUGUUGUGCACAUAGACAUAAACCAAAUUGCUUGUGGAUGAAUAAGAUCCAGUGCUCAAAUAAAAUGGAAAUCCACCGAGAGCAUGUCCCAGAGUCUUGUAGAUGCAAAUUUGGCAGCAAUAUUCAUAGUAUCAACUGUGCUUGGGCUCAAAAUUUCAUGACUGACUAUACACCUGAGAGGCAGCUUACAGACGAUGAGCUUUUGAGUCAGAAAUUUGUAAUUUGCUGCUGCUCUCCUGAAAUUAAUCAUGCAAAUAUCAAAUUUAGCAUGCUUUAUAACGACUCUAGUAUCCUAGAACAAGUUUUGUUAGAAAACAACGGGAAAACUAGCAUUGAAAUAAAAUCCCCGCUUCCUGCCCAUUUAAAGCCUCCAUAUGUAGAAAAAAUCACAGUUGGAAGAAGAAAACAAAUAAGGCAGCUGGCAGUGCUUGCUUCAGUAAAUCGAUGUGUAGAAGUUAUCGGGCAAUGCGGGAUUGGGAAGACCAUGCUUGUGAAGCGUGCUGCACAAUAUGUGUAUGAGAGAAGGAUUUUUAAAGAAGGCGUUGUGUAUUUGGAUUUCAUGAUGAGAACUGAUAUCAUCUUUAUGUACCGCUAUAUAGCAAGCACGCUGAAUUUGCCAUCAAUAAAUAACCUUAAUGAGCUUUGCAAAGCACUUGACAACCUUGAUGUGCUACUUAUUAUUGAUAAUAUUGACCCUCUUCUAAAGCAAGAAAAUUCAACUUUAAAAGAAACCUAUUCGUCACUGAUAAACAAUACGACUGCGCCGAAGUUUAUAAUAGCGACCCAAAAAGAGCUGAAUUUUUCGCAUUCAGAGAAAUUCAUAGUCAAGCCUUUAAAAACUAGGGAAGCUGCCAAACUGCUGGUGAAUUUGGUAGAUCCUAAUUGAAAGCUGAAAUCGGAUUAUAUUAAGCACCCAGAGUCAAUUGAAAGUGAUUUUUUUGAUAAAAUUGGAACUCUGCCUGCAGCUAUUCAACAAAUAGCGCCUCUUUUUAAAGACUAUUCGUUAGAAGAACUCAGUUUGCAAGCUUCAGGAAGUUUAGAUAACUUUAAUCAGCAUUCAGCUAAGGAUUCAGAAAAAACGCUUUCAAUGUCUCUUACUCAUGUUAAUAAUAAAUUGAACAAAACUUCUGAUUUUUUGAAACUUUUAUGCUAUUUGCCAUCUGGAGCUUUCAAGAUUAAUAUCGAUUAUUUAUGCAGAGGCACAAUACUUGACUAUAUGAAAAUUUUAAUUACUUACUUAGUUUAAGUGUGCAAGAUUCUGCAGCAGGAUGAUUAAGGCAUGCUUAGGCCCCCCCUUAUAACUUCUGACUAAUGGUAUGGCGGGCAAAUCUACUCUCAUAAAAUUUUUGAGGCAUUCCGAAACUUCCACGACUGACCAGCCUGGCCAGAGUUGCCAACGGGACACAUUAAUUUGCUGUGCACUUGACUCCUACGCGUGCCAUCUAAGGGUUACCCUAGGGUAUUUAGACUCUUAUGCUUUCUAGAAUGCUUGGGCCAUCCUAUCUUACUUAUACGAUAACCCUUUAGCAUUGUGGAUAAAGGAAAGCCAGAUAGACCGAACCCUAUAAUAAUAAAUAUCUCGUAGGAAGAAGUGUUUCUCGGAAAGUAUCACUUCCAUACGUAGCCAUUUUAUUAUUAUAUAUGAAAAUUUUACAGCUAUUAAACACUGAAGGCCAUACCUUAAAUACAUGGUUUUUACAUAGUGACCCUAAUUUUGAAUUUGUACUUGUCAGAAGUAAUGUUGCGAAUUAUUUGGAAACACACUAUUCUAAUCGUCCAGAAUUCGCUACAAAGGUAAUUGAGCACUUAGCUGUUUUCGCUAGGGCUCUUUUAAAGUGCUUUUUACUUGGGUCUUCUCCAAUAGGCGCCGAAGUAAAAGGAAGCUUAUUUUUUGUGAAUGCUGCAAUAGACUAUAAAAUGUGAAGCAGCCAAUUUCCUGACCUAAGCGACCAGCUAGCUGAGCAGCUUGAAAAAGAACCAAUUAAACCUCGAGACAUGUUUGCAAAAAUUGAAGCAAAUUUCUGGUAUUAUAUGAACAUUGAUCAAUUAAAGCGGGCUUUAGGCAUAAAUGAUACUAUCCCUGAAGAAACUGCUAAGGCCCUAGGAGAAAUCAUGAACUGUACAGCAGCAAUUUUCAUUAUUCUAGGAAAAAAUGCAGACGCUCUAGAACUGCUUGAUAGAGCUAAAAAAUGUUGUGAAGCUUUUAAUCUGGAUAAAUACCAUAGCAUGAUCAAUUUAACCUAUGCUUCUUUAUUAUCCGCAAAUCCAAAUAAUUUUGAUAAAGCGAUUGACUUAAUUGAAGCUGCGAAAAAUUAUUUUAUUGAAGCAGACGAUAGAGAAGGCCAAGCUGAAUCCAACUUUUUACAAGCAAUGAUAAAGGAAUUUAGAAGCACCAGCAGUGAAGGCACAUUAAUUCUUUCAAGAAGGUCAACACAGACUGACUUAGAAGGCCAAUUAGAGCUAGCUGAUACAAGAUUUAGAGAGUCAGAAAAUAAUUUAGGCUGUGCUAGAGCUCAGCUAGCCUUGGCAGAGUACAAGCUUAAAUAUGAAAGCAACGAAGCUGACGUGCUUGAUAAACUAGAAAAUGCCAGAGUUGUGUUUGAAGAACUUGGCAGGACUUAUUGGGAAGCUCGAGCUACCAUUUGUCUAGGCGACUGGUAUUGCUUUGGGAAAAACUGGAUUAAAGCGAGAGAUAUCUAUACUUCAGCUUUAAACUUAACAAAGAGAAAUGGGGACAGGAAGCAAGAAAUCGAAGUCACAGAAAAAAUAAAAAAAUCAAAUGAAAUGAUCAGAAAAAAGAGCAAAAAUGUAAUAGCUUUGUUAAAGUCCUCACCACUGGUUGAAAAAACCAAUAGCAUACAAAGGGUAGGCGCAGUUUGCCGAUUUCCAUCUGAAUUUAUAGCAAAUUGUAUUAAAUAUUUAUUUUAAUAAAAUAAUUAUUUUUAUUUAAACUAUCAAAGUAUAGAACAAAUCUUAAAGCAGAACUCGCUGAAACUGGAAAAGAAGUCUGUGUAAGAUUUGAUAUUGGUUCUAAAGCAAAACUUAAAGAAUACUUGCAAGAAAAUUGCAGAAUCUUGCAUAUUGCAAGCGAAGUCCCAAGAAAUAAUUGCUUGAUUUUUGAAAAAGAAAAUGGCGUUGCAGAAAUUCUGACUAAAGAAGACUUGAAAAAUGAAAUUGUAGGAUUUCAGCAGUAUGGAGUUGAAGUUCUAGUCUUAGCAAUGCCAUUUAGUGUUCAGCUUGGAGAAUUCUGCCGCCAAGAGCUAGGAGUUCCCCAUGUCAUUGCAUUUGGCAUGCCAGAUUACCCUAAGGAUGGAGAACCUAUUCACCUAUAUUUGGCAUUUGAAUCGGCAAUUCAUACUUUUUGUAUCAGUUUUUACAAAAAUCUUGUGUCUGGGCUGACAGUAAGGACUUCAUAUCUUGAAGCCAAAGAAGAAAUGGAGCUAUAUCUAGACGAGCAGUCAAGAGAAUUUGGCUACUUAGAGUUUAUGGGUAAAUAUUUUGAGCAGUGGUGGGAAGAAUACCACAGAAAUGAGCCAGUUCUCAUAAAUGAAAUAAGUGGGAUUCAUGAUUCCCCAAUAUUUUUUGAAGAUGGCCCAGAAUAUCCUAAAAACUCUUCACUUAUUGAUAUGAGCACUCCUAGAGCUCCAAGCAACAUUGAGAAAAAAACAAAAUGCUUUAUAGGCCGACAAGUAGAACUUUACAACAUAAUUGAGGCCUUAAACGACUCUUCUUCAUGUGUCCACAUAACUUCUGCUGAAGGCGUCGGAAAGUCUGAAUUUGUGAAAUAUUUAGGAUAUUAUUUGAAUAUCAGAGACAAAUACCCAGAUGGGAUUUAUUUAUUGGAUCUACAAGGAAAAUCAUCAUUAAAUGAAGUUUAUGAGCUGUUCCAAAAAGUAGGGCUUGCGUUUUAUUCGUCUGAUAUUGAUCCAAGAACAUUUUUAUACCAGCAAAGGCUUUUAUUGAUUCUUGAUAAUUGUGAUGCGUUAAUGACGCAGGCAGAAAUUACUUUUAACAGCUUGCUGAGAAUAUUUUUAAAAGAAUGCAAAAUAUCGGUAAUAUUAACAUCAUGCGCUCAAAUAACCACAGAUGAUUCGUAUAAUAUCAAAAGAUUUGCGUUGCGCCAUUUAAAUAACCAAGAAUCAUAUCAGCUUUUAGCUUUGAAAAGUCCGAAAUUCACAAGCCAAAGGUUAGAAGCAGAAAGAGAUAGGCCGGAAUUUAACCAAACAGUAUAUGAAAUAAUUCGAGAAUGCCAAGGAAUUCCUAGAAAAAUAUUAAUUUGGGCGAGAAGACUGGAAAAGCAGGAUUCAAAAAAUAUUUCACUGCUGCUUUCUUUGAAGAAUAUGAAUAAUACAGCUUCUGAGCCUACAAGUCCAUUGUUUGAAGAAGAUUUGCCAUCAUUAGAGUUAGUUAGAAGUAGCACAAAAGAUGAAUUCUUAACAAGAUCGAGAACAGUUGAGCCAUCAUCGAUAGCAUAUCAAAGCCAAGAAGGCGAUUGGUUCAUUAAGACAGAUCUCAAGAGAAAUUCUUUAUUCCCUUACAAAUAG